UUUUGAAAUAAAUAAGAAUGGAUAAAAAUUACGGGGAGGUGUUCGCUUUAUAUGCCAUUUCGCUGAUGGGCCUUUCCUAUAGAUUCUACAACCAAAAUAUUACUUCAGUUGGCAAUUCUAUACUUUGUUAUCAAAAUGGCGACAGAUGAUACUACAGGUGCUGGAGGUAGUGCUGUUAAAAAAGCUACUACUAGCACCAAUAAGUUUGCUAAACUUAAUCGCUUGAGAGAACUUGAAAUGAAGAUGAAUGAAGCUAGAAAAUUAAAUCAUGCUGAACUAGUGGCAGAGGAUGAACGUAAAAAGAGACCAAGUAAUUAUGAGUCUAAAAGAAAAUGGUUAGAAUGGGAGCAAGAACAAGAGGAGAAGAAAAAGGAAUGUUCUGCUAAGGGUGAAGACUUUGAGAGAGUUAAAUUACUAGAAGUCAGUGCUGAUGCAGCUGAGAGAUGGGAUAGGAAAAAAAAGAAAAAAAAUCCAGACACAGGUUUUGCUGAUUACGAACAAGCAACUUUCCGUCAAUAUCAGAGGCUGACUAAACAGAUAAAACCUGAUCUUCAACAGUAUGAAAAACAAGGUCAAAAGCUGGGGGAUGACUUCUAUGCAUCUUCUGAUACACUUGGACUACAGGAUCACAAAGACUCUGAGGAAGCUAUUGAUAAAAUGGUUACAGAUCUUGAGAAACAGAUUGAAAAAAGAUCUAAAUACAGCAGACGCAGAACAUUUGAUGAAGAAGCAGACAUUGACUACAUUAAUGAACGCAACAUGAAAUUCAACCAGAAACUGGAAAGGUUCUAUGGUAAAUACACAUCUGAAAUAAAACAGAACUUGGAGAGAGGAACAGCUGUAUAGACCAUCAACCACUUUCUUCUAUUUAAAAAAAAAAUGUUUGUAGUAGUUCUUGUAAAGAUUCUUCUGUGACAUUUUAAUUUUGCAAUUUUUUAUGACAGAAAAAAGUGCUAUUCACUGCUAUUGCUCUAUGUUGAAAUAAAAAGGUUUCAAUUAUGUCCAAUCAAUAUGCCCAUCGGUCAUGGUAUGUAGUGAUUUCAAAAUAAAAGUAAUACUUAAUCAAUCAUUUGCAUAAUACUUAGUUUGAUAAGUAAUGUAUUACUUUUUAGUCUCAGAAAGCCAAUCAUAAAUAUAUUAUGCCCACUGUUAUUGUCAACCAUGAAAAAUAUCAAUUGUACUGUACAUGAUGAAGAUGGGUUGGAUAUUAAAGUAUACAUUUUUUAAUAUGCAGUCUUAACUGGCAAUAAGAGCAUGGUUUUAUUAAACAGCUAGCAAAAUAGUCCAGACUUUUAGUAAAAAAAAAAAGUCUUUUUUUUUUAUGUUAGUUAACAUUUUUUAUGUUUAUUUUAUUUUUUAAGUCUUAAUCACUUUUGUAAAGUUUUUUUUUUUUUUUUUUUAAGUCUUAAUCACUUUUGUAAAGUUCAAUUUCGACUAGACAAAAUAUUGUGUAAAUAUGUGUAUAUGUUUGGACAGUUAUGGUUGAGAGAACAGUUUAAAGCUGUAGCUUAGGAAUGUUUAAAUAAUGAAUGAUGUAUGUAUGCCAUUUGGUCAAUAAAGUAUGGAAACCA
Biomphalaria glabrata is the source of this 1571-nucleotide messenger RNA. Its product is annotated as pre-mRNA-splicing factor syf2-like. The transcript has 7 exons. Lineage: Eukaryota; Metazoa; Mollusca; Gastropoda; Planorbidae. The coding region runs from base 136 to 846 and encodes 236 amino acids. Gene Ontology annotation, cellular component: post-mRNA release spliceosomal complex; Prp19 complex; catalytic step 2 spliceosome. The record is from RefSeq and is a predicted model, not a curated record.